CUGACCUGUGAGGACGACAACAACAGGUCCGUCUUCAUCAUCUUCAUCAUCUUCAUCCUCAGACUGGAAACACGUGAGUCGGAGACAGAACAGCUUCUGUCUUUGUCAUUUCUUCUUCAGGAACCAGAGGACGGAGCGACAGAGAACGACGACAUUCACACUGGGCUGAAGAGUCAGAGAGUCAGAGAUUAAAAUGGGCUGCUUCACAUUUGUUAAACUGAUGAUGAUCCUGUUCAACCUGCUGAUCUUCCUAGGGGGCCUCACCCUGCUGGCUAUGGGUAUCUGGGUGACGGUGGACGGCAGCUCCUUCCUGAAGAUUCUGGGUCCGUUCUCAGAUCAGAGUAUGCAGUUCGUCAACGUGGGCUUCUUCUGCAUCGCCAUCGGGAUCGUCCUGGUGCUGCUGGGGCUGUUGGGCUGCUGUGGCGCAACCAAGGAGAGCAAGUGUCUGCUGCUCCUGUUCUUCUGCGUCAUCCUCAUCAUCUUCAUCGCUGAAGUGGCAGCAGCGGUGGUGGCUCUGGCCUACUCUUCCUUUGCCGAGGGGAUCCUCAGGGCCUGGGCCACCCCCGCCCUACAGGAGGAAUACGGCAGGGAACCAGUGGUCACUAAGAUCUGGAACACCACCAUGUCAGAGCUGAAAUGCUGCGGCUUCACCAACUACACAGACUUUGUUGGAUCGACGUUUGAGAAGGAAAACGACGGCAGUCUGCCACCAACCUGCUGCUGGACCAACAGCACCCCCUGCAGCCCUGUUGAAGCAGAGCGCAGUGACGUGCAGGGAUGUUUUCAACAAAUCCUGCAGAUCCUGAAGGACCACGCCAACAUUGUUGGAGGAAUCGCAGCAGGGAUCGGAAUCUUGGAGAUCGCUGCUAUGACUGUGUCCAUGUACCUGUACUGUCGCCUGGACAACAGAACCAGCUGAGGUUCCACCAGAGAACCAAACACCGCACAGCCCAGACACCGACCGAUCACAGACAAAUCUCAGAUUAAUCACAGACUUAUCUCAGAGAAAUGUUUAUUAAAUUCUUAUUUUGAUCUAAAUAUAAUUUCUGUCUGUGCUGCCUGACUCUACUGGCGUUUGUUUUUCUUCUCUCCUGUGGGAAUAAGUAGUUCUACUCUGACUCUAUGCUGAUGAUGCCAAAUUAAACAUAUAUAAAUGAAUGUAGUUAUGAAGCGAUACAGUCACAGGUGUCUCUGUCUUUUGUUUUAUAUAAGUGUAAAUAAAUCAAGGAAAGGAAUAAAAGGACUCCAUGUUCUGGUCGUUCUAUUUCUGUCCUUUCAGAAACACAGGUUUGUGACUCUUUCUCACACACACCCACACACUGGAACCUGUUUCCUGGUCAUAGUGCGUGUCAAGGUCAGGGCAGUGGAGACAAGAAGCCACAGGAAGCUCCGCGGCUGCAGUGAAUCCACAGAUUUACAUACGUUUCCCUCAGUCUGUAAAUGUCCAGGUGCCAUGA
Cynoglossus semilaevis (tongue sole) is the source of this 1457-nucleotide messenger RNA. It is a transcript of the gene tspan1, whose product is annotated as tetraspanin 1. Bases 194 to 919 code for a protein of 241 amino acids. Lineage: Eukaryota; Metazoa; Chordata; Actinopteri; Pleuronectiformes; Cynoglossidae. The record is from RefSeq and is a predicted model, not a curated record. Gene Ontology annotation, cellular component: plasma membrane. The transcript is spliced from 8 exons.